UCCUGAAGGUUUUCCAUGGGUAGACCAGGUUUUAGUCCGCGUGGUGGCCGAGGAGGAGGUGGAAGAGGUGGCGGUGGACGAGGUUUUCCGCGUGGUGGCCGAGGAGGAGGUGGAAGAGGUGGCGGUGGACGAGGAGGUUUCCGUGGGGGUGGUGGUAGAGGCGGAGGAUUCGGAAGAGGAGGAGGAGGUGGAUUUGGCAGAGGUGGGAGAGGUGGAGGAGGCAGAGGUGGAGGCAGAGGUGGUGGACGAGGAGGAUUUAAAGGUGGAGCCAAAGUAACAAUAGAGCCGCACAGACAUGAAGGAGUAUUUAUUGCCCGUGGAAAGGAAGAUGCGCUGGUCACAAAGAACAUAGUCCCUGGAGAAACAGUAUAUGGAGAAAAAAAAAUAUCUGUGGAUGCACCAGAUGUUGGUGCUGGUGCUGGUGCUGACAAAGUUGAAUACAGGGUUUGGAACCCAUUUCGCUCCAAGCUUGCUGCAGCCAUUCUUGGAGGAAUUGACAAGAUACACAUGGCACCUGGUUCUAAGGUGUUAUACCUUGGAGCUGCAUCAGGAACAACAGUGUCUCAUGUUUCUGAUAUUGUUGGUCCUGUAAGUAUUGUGUAUGCAGUUGAAUUUUCUCACAGAUCUGGCCGUGAUCUCAUAAAUGUAGCUAAAAAAAGAACAAACAUCAUACCAAUUAUAGAAGAUGCCAGACAUCCACAUAAAUACAGAAUGCUUGUUGGAAUGGUAGAUACUAUUUUCGCUGAUGUAGCUCAACCAGACCAGGCGCGUAUUGUGGCUAUUAAUGCUCACAACUUUCUAAAAAAUGGAGGACAUUUUGUCAUUUCUAUCAAGGCAAACUGCAUUGAUUCAACUGCAGAGCCGGCAGCAGUAUUUGCAGGAGAAGUGAAGAAGAUGCAGGCCGAGAAGAUGAAACCUCAAGAACAGCUGACACUGGAACCCUACGAGAGAGAUCAUGCUGUAGUUGUUGGAAUUUACAGACCACCACCAAAGAAGGACAAGCAGUAGAAUAGUUUUAACUUUCUAGGAUUUUAUUGUAACUUAUGUCACAUUUUGAAAUAAAGAAAAAUCAGUGAUUUCUGUAUAAUUUUAAUGUUCCUAAGA
Molecule: messenger RNA, 1104 nt
Organism: Stylophora pistillata
Lineage: Eukaryota; Metazoa; Cnidaria; Anthozoa; Scleractinia; Pocilloporidae
Product: rRNA 2'-O-methyltransferase fibrillarin
Biological process (GO): rRNA methylation; box C/D sno(s)RNA 3'-end processing
Cellular component (GO): Cajal body; box C/D methylation guide snoRNP complex; nucleolus
Molecular function (GO): histone H2AQ104 methyltransferase activity; RNA binding; rRNA methyltransferase activity
Source: RefSeq, a predicted model, not a curated record